Molecule: messenger RNA, 997 nt
Organism: Symbiodinium sp. CCMP2456
Lineage: Eukaryota; Dinophyceae; Suessiales; Symbiodiniaceae
Source: the annotation of a GenBank genome assembly
AUGUCGCUCCUACUUCCCGCCGUCCAGCAGGCCCGGGAAGCAGCACGGCGGAUGCAAUGCACCAACAACCUGAAGCAAAUCGGGUUGGCCAUGCAUAAUCAUCUGGACAUUUACGAUUCGUUUCCAGGCAACUCACCUUCAGGGAAAUACAACACUUCUCUGUACCGAAUCCUGCAUAGCCUCGAUCCAGCACUUGCCCAACAUUUGCCUGCCGAAGAGGCAUGGUGGGGAGACUUUUCCGCUGCCCAUAUGGAAAUCGCCAAAACGACUGUUCCGACGUUUCUGUGCCCUUCGGAUCCAGUGCAAAGUACGCACGGGUGGUUUGGUACCUAUGGAGAUGUGAACUACGUGGGAAAUUUUGGCUGGCCGCGAAAUGCCACUGGAGUGAACGGUGAGCGUGCUAUGUCAGCCAAUGAAUGGCCCAAGCCGAACGGAAUGCUGGGAAUUGACUACAACUUCAACUCAUCCAAUAGUGCCGCAGCAAAGGGCGACCCUACCAUUAAACUCAAGCCACGCGACGUAACUGAUGGCCUGAGUAAUACGGCUGCUUACAGCGAAUUUUUGAAGAAUGACGGAACGCUCUACUUGGACGCAAGCGUGCCCGAUACUCGGGUUAUCUAUGGUGGACCAUCGAAUAUCGGGCCUGAAACGCUGCCCGCACUUAGGGAUAUUUGCUUAGGACUUCCCAUCGAGGAACGGCAUUCACUGUCAACCAAAAUCGGUGCACGAUGGCUCGAUGCGCACUAUGGAUCAGUGAUGUCCUACAACCACUUGAUGACACCGAAUACUCGCGCCUGUUAUUUCGACAUCGGCGGCGGUGGAGGUUGGGCAGAUAAGCUACACGAAUGGGACGGCGACAGUGGAGCAUCCGCAAGCAGCGCUCACCCAGGAGGUGUCAACGUUCUACUGGGGGAUGGUUCGGUACGAUUUGUCGCCGAAACGCUCGACACGAUCACCUGGUGGGCACUUGGCUCGCGGAAUGACGGAAUGGUCUUAG